Messenger RNA from Brassica oleracea var. oleracea, 1103 nucleotides. Its product is annotated as probable diphthine methyl ester synthase. Gene Ontology annotation, molecular function: diphthine synthase activity. NCBI's taxonomy places the organism in Eukaryota, Viridiplantae, Streptophyta, Magnoliopsida, Brassicales, Brassicaceae. Gene Ontology annotation, biological process: protein histidyl modification to diphthamide. The coding region runs from base 178 to 897 and encodes 239 amino acids. The record is from RefSeq and is a predicted model, not a curated record. The transcript is spliced from 2 exons.
CAAAACUCACUUAUGUUGCUGAUAGAUUUGUCUUUGUCUUAGAUUUAGUUCAUCAAUUGUUAACUAAAGGCUGAAGCUUUUAAUCUUAUAAAGCUCAACUCUUCCUCAAUUACCUGAUUUGAGUGCUUGAUUCAUGUGUUAAGGUUCAAGACAGAAGAGAAGAGUUAGAAGGAGAAGAUGUUGUACAUCAUAGGUUUAGGUUUAGGAGACGAAAGCGACAUAACCCUGAGAGGACUCGAGGCCGUCAAGAAAUCUCAGAAAAUAUACAUGGACAGGAAAAGUUUUAUGGGAAACCAAUCACACUUGCUGAUAGAGAGAUGGUGGAAGAAAGGCAGGGAAGCUACAACGCAUAGCGAUCUUGUUGUUAGACCUAAGAAACUCGGUGUAAACGUAGAGGUGGUGCACAACGCAUCUGUGAUGAACGAUGUUGGGAUCUGUCGUCUGCAGCUUUACCAUUACGGAGAGACGGUUUCGACCCCUUUCUUUACCGAGAUUUGGAGACCUGAUAGCUUUUACGAGAAGAUCAAGAAGAACCGUGCCCUUGGACUGCACACGCUCUGCUUGCUUGAUAUUCGAGUGAAGGAGCCUACUUUCGAGUCUCUUUGCAGAGGAGGGAAGAAACAGUAUGAGCCGCCGAGGUAUAUGACUGUUAAUACGGCCAUCGAGCAGCUGCUGGAAGUUGAGCAGAAGCGUGGAGAUUCUGUGUACUCUGAAGAGACAGAGUGUGUGGGUUUUGCGAGGCUUGGCGCUGAGGACCAGAAGAUACUUUCGGGGACGAUGAAGCAAUCGGAGAGUGUUGAUUGUGGAGCACCGUUGCAUUGUCUUGUGAUAGUAGGCAAGACACAUCCCGUUGAAGAAGAGAUGUUGGAGUUUUACAAAUACGGAACUGCAAAUUAAAAGACCACAUGACUGAAGAAGGCUCAAGGGGGAGGCAGGAACGAUCAAGAUGUCUCUCUGAGUAAGAGAUUGAAACUAGGAACAUUUUUAUGAGCUAUUUAUAUCUACUUUCAAUAAAGCUCUAGUGAGCCCAAUCUAGCUUGUUAAGGAUUUGCUUUCAGACUGUAUGUUUGUUUUCCCUUCAAACUGAGGAAAAAAAAUUAUUA